Messenger RNA from Pimephales promelas (fathead minnow), 1280 nucleotides. Its product is annotated as sulfotransferase 1 family member D1-like. Gene Ontology annotation, molecular function: sulfotransferase activity. NCBI's taxonomy places the organism in Eukaryota, Metazoa, Chordata, Actinopteri, Cypriniformes, Leuciscidae. The record is from RefSeq and is a predicted model, not a curated record.
AAAAAUAAAAAAAAAUAAAAAGAAUAUUCAUAAUUGAAAUACUAAAAGUCUAAGAAAAAACUUUGGACAGCUAACAGAACAUGAUAAUAAUUGAGGCCAAGCGAACAACUAACUUUAGGAGUAGGUAAAGGCAGUUGCCGGCUCAAAGUGUAUAAUUUAAGGCUACUAAUUCAAGGAUCAUUUAAGAAAAAGGCAAAAAGAAAGAUUUCAACAAGAGUAAAUUAGGGAGGAAAACUUCAGAAAGGAGGACUAAAAGGGAUAAGAGGAUAUUCCAGAGGACUUAUUUUGUGGUGAUGGAAGAGGUACUGAGUUACGAAGAAGCCAUUAAGAGGGCAGGUGAUUCUAUUUAUCGGUUUCCUCUAAUAGAUGUACAGGGUGUCCCUCUCAUGAGCACCAUUGCAGACAACUGGAAAUCAAUCAGUGAAUUCUGUCCUGACCCAUCAGACCUACUCAUCUCUACUUAUCCUAAAGCAGGCACAACCUGGACUCAAGAGAUAGUGGAUCUUCUGCUGCACAAUGGAGAUGCUGAGGUGUGCAAGAGAGCGCCGAUAUCUGUCCGUAUACCAUUUCUGGAAAAAUUCUCUGCUCCACCUAUACCAUCAGGGCUUGACUUACUUAGACAGAUGAAACCACCGAGAGUAAUCAAGACUCACUUACCCAUUCAACUAGUGCCUAAAGGAUUCUGGGAAAAUAAAUGCAAGGUCAUCUAUAUAGCCCGAAAUGCUAAGGAUAAUCUUGUAAGCUACUUCCAAUUUGGUCGUAUGAAUCUUACCCAGCCAGAGCCAGGACCUUGGGAUGGAUACAUUCACAAGUUCAUGAAGGGAGAAUUACGUUGGGGCUCUUGGUAUGACCAUGUCAAAGGUUACUGGAAGGAAUGCAAGGAAAAGAAUAUUCUCUACCUGCUCUAUGAGGACAUGAAGGAGAAUCCUGUUAGGGAGAUUAAAAGAAUCAUGCACUAUCUGGACCUGUCUGUUUCUGAGGAUAUCAUAGAAAGGAUUGCGCAGUUGACAUCCUUCCAAGUCAUGAAAGACAAUCCAAUGGCUAACUACUCCUUCGUCCCGAAAUCUGUGUUUGAUCAGUCUAUUUCUGCCUUCAUGAGAAAAGGAGAGGUCGGUGACUGGGUUAACCAUUUCACCCCAGCUCAAUCCAAGAUGUUUGAUGAAGACUACGCAAUCCAAAUGAAAGACACAAACAUUCCUUUCCGCUUUAGCAUCCAUUAAUAAUUUGUGCAAUAUAAUAUCACAUUCACACGCUUCAACUAAUCUCUUAUAAUUACAAAU